Molecule: messenger RNA, 416 nt
Organism: Dermacentor albipictus
Lineage: Eukaryota; Metazoa; Arthropoda; Arachnida; Ixodida; Ixodidae
Source: RefSeq, a predicted model, not a curated record
AUAGCAAGCUCUGCUUGGAGGCGGAUACAGACCAAUACAAAAUACUCUAUGUUUAUUAAAGACCUUUUAACAGCGGUGUGGAGUCCAGCAGAGCUGCUUGGGCGGUCUCUGCAAGGAAAGCACUGUCCACGCUUUCCCGACCGCCCGAGAAAAGAGCCGCUGUCGCCGUGGAAAGUGUCGGUGAUACGCGAAUGCUACAAGGAGCGACUUCAGAAAAAAGGACUGGUGGCUGAAUUGAUGCCUGGGGCAUUAAAACAAAUGAAUCGCUUCAUUGUAGAAAAGAUCAGCGACAUCGAGAGGAUGGCCAAAAGAGCAACCAAGGAGCUGCCACAAGACAGACCAUGAGAAUCGAUCUGUCAGCUGAGCCUAUCUGCAGUAGGAUUUAUUUAUUUGUUUAAUAAAAUUUCACUACUUCA